This is a messenger RNA of Uncinocarpus reesii 1704, 2349 nucleotides long. RefSeq lists its product as uncharacterized. The record is from RefSeq and is a predicted model, not a curated record. The coding region runs from base 1 to 2349 and encodes 782 amino acids. Gene Ontology annotation, biological process: protein arginylation; transmembrane transport. The transcript is spliced from 8 exons. Gene Ontology annotation, molecular function: arginyl-tRNA--protein transferase activity; transmembrane transporter activity. Lineage: Eukaryota; Fungi; Ascomycota; Eurotiomycetes; Onygenales; Onygenaceae. Gene Ontology annotation, cellular component: plasma membrane.
AUGGUGGUUGCUAGGGAAAAGAGAUAUCGCAAACAUACCUUUGAUCUAAAGCAACGGGUUCACGAGGCGGAAUAUAGCCAGCUGCAGCGACCAAUUGACCCGAGAACAAAACGGCCAAUUGAACCGGCACAUAAAUUUGAAGUGAAUAUCGAAUCCGAUUCAUCCUCGUUAACGAAGUUGGUUAUAGUACUGUAUUCUGUCUUUUUGGACUAUCAAACCAAGGUGCAUAAAGACCCUGAGGAUAGGUGGAAACAGUCAGACUAUAAACGCUUUCUUUGCUCCGGUAUUGGCCGCAAGACAGUGCGGCAAGGUGGUAAGGAGCAAAAAUUGGGGUCAUACCACCAGUGCUACCGACUCGACGGACAACUUAUUGCUGUCGGCGUUCUUGAUAUGUUACCGCAUGAUACGUGUCCUUUCUCGGGAUCGCAAGUCGGCGAAGAUCAAAUGACUAGACCGGAAGAUAAUUUCAUCCUCCCCGAUGAAGAAGAUAUGUCUCUCUUCGAUAUCGAUAUGCCGGGGGUUUUGACAUUAGAUGAGCUCAAAGCCCAAGUUGAUCUUGAUCACUGUCGUUUACUUGUGCAUAACUCCCUAGUAGAAAUGACCGACUUGGUCGGAUGGGAGAGUUCAGAUAUCAAGAACCCUCAUGCAAUCAAAGGCAUUAUCGCCGAGCUUGCUGCCACCCUGGGCCCGAAAAGCUCCGACGCCGAAACCCCGCGACAGUCAAAAACAGUUCGGGAUGCGAAGUUGAACCGGUGCUGUCCCGGCCGCCAUUCGUUUCUUUUGGAGAUCCUUCUCUGGUUAACAAAUAUGAGUCUCGAUCAGUCAGCUUCAAAGCCAAGUCCCAGUGUGAGAGAUAUAGAGAAAGAUGGCGAGACGCAGCCAGCCGUCCAACGAACGCCUGUCCAGCCGCCGAAGGAAAAAGAUCCGCCGUUAUUGAGAUUUUGCCAGUCAUUCUGGCACCGGCUUGCGACAUGGGGUGUUGAGCUUCGGGGAAUUGUCCCGAUUAGCGUGGAUGAGCGAACAGACAAGCGGGCAGGCAAUGUUUUCCUUUUGUGGUUCACUGUCAGCUGCAACCUAUUGCCAGUCAUCACCGGUAUGGUGGGAACGCUCAGCUUCGGUCUCGGCUUGCGGGAUGCUAGUCUCGUAAUCAUCUUUUUCAAUUUGCUCUGCACCAUUCCUCCAGCAUAUCUCUCGAUUCUAGGUCCGAAAACUGGCCUUCGGCAGAUGAUACAAGCUCGUUAUACUUUUGGAAUAUACCUAGUCAACAUUCUCGUGUUGUUGAACCUUGCGACAGUUUCGGGAUUCACCAUCAUCGACUGCGUAAUUGGCGGCCAAACUCUUUCGGCUUUAAAUGACGGCGGCGGCGUCAGUGUCAACGUUGGAAUCGCAGUCGUAGCUGUUAUUGCUCUGUUUAUAUCGUUCUUUGGGUAUAGAGUUCUGCAUCGGUAUGAACGUUACGGCUGGAUACCUAUCCUGGUCAGCAUCAUUAUUGCGACUGGUUGCGGAGGCAAGCAUCUCAGCAAGCAGGCCGAUGCGCCUCCAGCUUCAGCGCCAGCGGUGUUGUCCUUUGGUGGUCUAAUUGCUGGCUUCCUCAUUCCCUGGGCAGCCCUCAGUUCCGACUUUUGCACAUACAUUUCACCUGAUAUUUCUUCCAAACGUAUCUUCUCCUAUGUCUACCUGGGCCUUUUCGUUCCUACUGUCCCACUCAUGAUCCUCGGAGCCGCAAUCGGCGGAGCAGUCCCCAACGUCCCAGACUGGGCAAAAGCCUACAAAAGUGGAUCUGUCGGCGGCAUAUUCGCCGCAAUGCUCUCUUCGGCCGGUGGCUUUGGCAAAUUCAUCACCGUGCUUCUCGCAUUUUCGACCUUGGGCAACAUAGCCGCGACCAUAUACUCCAUCACACUCAACUUCCAGAUCCUCCUCCCAAUCCUCGUCCGCGUCCCCCGCGCCCUCUUCGCUCUCGUCUUCAUCGCCAUAAUCAUCCCCGUCUCCAUCCGCGCCGCAGCCAGUUUCUUCCUCUCCCUUGAAAACUUUAUCGGCGUCAUCGCGUACUGGUCCGCAGCCUUCUUCUCCAUCGUCACCGUUGAACAUCUUGUAUUCCGCAAGGGCAGAUAUGGCUCGUAUGACCCGACGAUUUGGAAUGUCGGGUCUGCAUUGCCCAGCGGCGUGUCGGCGUUGGCGGCGGGGCUUUUAUCGUUCGCCUUGGUUAUCCCGUGCAUGUCGCAAACGUGGUAUGUAGGCCCGAUCGCGAAGAAGACCGGGGACAUUGGGUUCGAGGUUGCGCUGGGUUUGAGUGCUUUGUUGUAUUUGCCACUGCGGGCGGUUGAGGUUCAUAUGCGGAAGCGAUUGUAA